UCUUCUCUAGCUUGUCCUUUCAAUUUCAACAAGACGAGAAAUGGAGGGAACAAGACAGAAUACCAAAGCAGAAAGCACGUGGCAGGUGAUGACUUCUGCACAAGAGAAAGAUACCGCUACUGUUGAUUGGAGAGGCAGAGCUUCUAAUCCCAACAAGCAUGGGGGCAUGAGAGCUGCUCUGUUUGUUCUAGGGCUUCAAGCAUUUGAGAUAAUGGCCAUUGCUGCAGUAGGAAACAACCUCAUAACGUAUGUCAUAAAUGAGAUGCACUACUCCUUGUCAAAGUCAGCAAAUAUAGUCACUAACUUUGUUGGGACUAUCUUCCUUUUGGCCCUUUUCGGUGGCUACCUUUCCGACUCUUUUCUUGGGAGUUUCUGGACCAUGCUUAUCUUUGGCUUUAUCGAGCUUUCGGGUUUCAUAUUACUAUCAGUCCAAGCCCAUAUUCCCCAGCUCAAGCCACCCAAGUGCAAUAUGCUCUCUGAUGCCAGCCACUGCAUAGAAGCGAAGGGUUUCAAGGCCUUAAUAUUCUUUCUGGCACUCUACCUGGUGGCAUUGGGUAGUGGCUGUGUUAAACCCAACAUGAUUGCUCAUGGGGCUGACCAGUUCAGCCAAACCAAUCCCAGCCAAUCCAAGAAACUUUCUACCUACUUCAAUGCUGCCUACUUUGCCUUCUCUGUUGGUGAACUUGUAGCUCUUACUCUUCUUGUAUGGAUCCAGACCCAUGCUGGGAUGGACGUUGGGUUUGGAGUUUCUGCCGCAGCCAUGGCCAUGGGAUUGAUCUGCUUGGUUCCUGGGACCCUCUAUUACAGGAACAAGCCACCUCAAGGAAGCAUCUUGACCCCUAUUGCUCAAGUAUUUGUGGCUGCCAUAUUAAAGAGGAAGCAAAUUUGUCCUUCUAAUCCACAGAUGCUUCACGGAAGUGAAAAUACAUCAAAUUUACUUCACACCAAAAGAUUCAGUUUCUUGGACAAGGCCUGCAUCAAGAUUGGAGAUGGCAGUGAUACAGAGGAAAGUCCAUGGAGAUUGUGCACAGUCACCCAAGUUGAGCAAGUGAAGAUAUUGAUCUCAGUCAUCCCAAUUUUUGCUUGUACCAUUGUUUUCAAUACUAUCUUGGCUCAACUUCAAACAUUCUCAGUCCAACAAGGAAGUGCCACGGACACUAAACUCACCAAAUCCUUUCAUAUCCCUCCUGCUUCCCUCCAAUCCAUCCCUUACAUUAUGCUCAUUUUGGUAGUCCCUCUGUAUGAUAAAUUGUUUGUUCCAUUUGCAAGAAAGAUGACAGGUCAAGAAUCUGGAAUUUCCCCUUUGCAACGGAUAGGGUUAGGGCUGUUUGUGGCAACAAUUUCCAUGAUUUCUGCAGCCCUUAUGGAGAAGAAGAGAAGGGAUGCAGCUGUGGAUUCGGGUAAAAUAGUGUCCAUCUUUUGGCUCACACCCCAGUUCUUAAUCUUCGGAUUAUCAGAGAUGCUUACAGCGGUUGGCCUGAUUGAGUUCUUCUACAAACAGUCAAAGUCACUGAAAGGGAUGCAAGCUUUUCUAACAGCCAUAACUUACUGCUCAUAUUCAUUUGGGUUCUACUUGAGCUCUGUCCUUGUUUCCCUAGUGAAUAAGAUGACUUCAUCAUCAAAUGGCGGUUGGCUUAGCAACAAUGAUCUCAACAAGGACAGGCUAGAUCUUUUCUACUGGUUGCUAGCAGCACUUAGCUUCCUUAACUUCCUAAACUAUCUGUUUUGGGCAAGAUGGUAUUCAUUCCUUCCAAAGACAGCAGCUGAUCAGGAGGAGCAUGAGACCAAUAUACCUUAAUUAUAAUUAAUGGCCAUGGGUCGAUAUAUAUAAUAAUAAAAAAAAAAUUUCCAACAUAUCAUGCAUCUUUUUAAGCAAGGCAAAUAUAUAGAUACAUAUAUUUUGUAAACAAUUGCUGGGUAGAGAGAUAUAGAGAAUUGAUGAGUCAUAUAUAUAUAUAUAUGUAAAUUAUUAAUGAAUUUCUGCCUUAUUU
This is a messenger RNA of Rubroshorea leprosula, 1991 nucleotides long. The record is from the annotation of a GenBank genome assembly. NCBI's taxonomy places the organism in Eukaryota, Viridiplantae, Streptophyta, Magnoliopsida, Malvales, Dipterocarpaceae.